CGAGAUGUGAACGAGCACCUAUUUUAGAGGCAUUACGGUAGAGAGCAAACUGUCCCCCAACAUAUCCUCAACCAACACACAACCCGAGUAAUUCAUCACUGAUUUACCAGCGAACGAGCGAGCGACAGACGGGAUGCCAAAAACUGAAUCGAGUAUCGUCAUUGGGACUUGUGGAGGGGUUAGGAUCUGAAUAACAGCGAGAUAGCAGGAUCAAAACAGAGUAAGGGGAGGCCACGAACAGCCCGAAAAGCUCCGUGCUUUCUCUCCAUCAACUUCCCGGAGUGCUGCGCAUGCAGCCUGUGUGUGACUUAGUGAAACUAGCUAGUCUAGUAUUGUUCUGACUUCACUACAGUGUCCACUCCGAGAGAGAGAGAGGACGCACAACAAAAGGAAAGAAAGGAAGCAAGGACGGACUAAUUAUAACGAACACGGUUGUAGUUGAACGUAAUGGUCCUGCGAUACCAAUCUUAGAUCCCAAGAUUGAUCAGUUUUAGUUCUGUUUGGUUUGCGUCUUGGUCGCCGAGAGUGGACUCGUCGGGUGGUGUUGCGCUGAGCUGAAACGGGGCUGUCCACAUGGUCCAACCACUGGUGUGAAAGUUGACUUCUUCAGAAUUCAAGAACAGGUGCCACGUGAUGAUGGUGGAAUCGGCCUCUGAGACCACUCGAACUACGCCCUCCAAUCAGAACGGAGUCAGCAGCCUCAGCAGCCAUUCGGACGGCGGGGGAGGGAGAGAAGGCGGGUCCAACGGGGACACCAAUGGGGAGAUCAGCCCAGUGGACCUACUGCACCUCCAGCAGCAGCAGGCCCUGCAGGCAGCCAGACAGUUCCUCCUCCAACAGGCCUCUGGACUCAACUCCCCCAGCAGCAACGAGGUGAAACAGAGCCCGGUGCAGGUGCCAGUGUCCAUGACUAUGUUGGCCCCCCAGAUGAUCAGUCCUCAGCAGAUGCAGCAGAUCCUGUCCCCUGCUCAGCUACAGGCCCUGCUGCAACAACAACAGGCCAUCAUGCUACAGCAGCUACAGGAGUACUAUAAGAAGCAGCAGGAGCAGCUGCAUCUUCAGCUUCUGACUCAGCAGCAGCAGCAGGCUGGGAAGCAGGCAGCCAAAGAGCAGCAGAUAGGUAACAAGCAGUUGGCCUUCCAGCAGCAGCUCAUUCAGAUGCAGCAACUUCAACAGCAGCACAUCCUCAACCUGCAGAGACAAGGCCUGGUCUCCCUACAGCCCAGUAACCCCAUGCAGAGCCUGCAGCAAGCCAUGUGUCCUGGGGACCUGCAGCAGCUGUGGAAGGAGGUCGGGGUGCAGUCUGCAGAGGAGGCCCUGAAGCAGCAGCAGACUGGAGAGGGUCUGGACCUCAGCACCAACUCUACCUCAACCUCCUUCCCCAAAGCAAACACACGCAGCAGCCUGCACAAUGGACAGGACAACCACACCCCAAAGAGAGACAGAUACAGAGACAGAGCAAGACUCUUUGAAUGGAUCUCCUCCUUCAGCAAGGCAGACCUCGGAGAUGAACACCUCAUGCCUUAUACCAAAGGUGGCCCACUAUCCAGCAGCCACCACGAGGAGCAUGCAGGUUCCCAUCCUCUCUAUGGCCAUGGAGAGUGUAAAUGGCCUGGCUGUGAGGCUCUGUGUGAUGACAUGGGACAGUUCAUCAAGCAUCUGAACAACGAGCAUGCUCUGGAUGACCGCAGCACGGCCCAGUGCAGGGUGCAGAUGCAGGUGGUCCAACAGCUGGAGAUACAGCUGUCCAAGGAGAGUGAACGACUGCAGGCGAUGAUGACCCACCUGCACAUGCGCCCUUCGGAGCCAAAGCCUUUCAAUCAACCUCUGAACCUGGCAUCCAGUGGCUCCCUGCUGAAGAGGGAGAGCGAUGCGUACCCCGAGGGUCUACCUCACCCCCCCACCUCCGCCGCCGCCCCUAUUACCCCGGUCCGCCAGGGCCCCUCUGUCAUCAGCUCCUCCAGCCUGCACUCACACUCACACUCACACUCACACUCACAUUCACACCCGCAUGGCGUGGGACCCAUACGCAGGCGCAUCGCUGACAAGUUCUGCACCCCCAUCGCCUCAGAGCUGGCGCAGAACUGUGAGUUCUAUAAGAACGCUGACGUCAGACCUCCCUUCACCUACGCCUCUCUCAUACGCCAUGCCAUUCUGGAGGCUCCAGACAUGCAGCUGACUCUUAAUGAGAUCUAUAACUGGUUUACACGAAUGUUCGCCUACUUCAGGAGAAACACAGCCACAUGGAAGAAUGCUGUGCGCCACAACCUGAGUCUGCAUAAGUGUUUUGUGAGGGUGGAGAAUGUGAAGGGGGCCGUGUGGACGGUGGACGAAGUGGAAUACCAAAAGAGAAGACCACCAAAGAUGACUGGGAGUCCUACUCUGGUGAAGAAUAUGAUUUCAGGCCUGGGCUUCGGUUCCCUAAACGCCAGCUACCAGGCGGCCCUUGCAGAGAGCAGUCUGACUCUGUUGAACAGCCAGGGCCUGGUUAACCCCUCCUCUGCCGCCAGCCUCAGCAUGCUACAUGGGAUGGGCCACAAUGACGUCAGCUCCACUGUGGAACAGGUCAACAGCAACGGUAGCUGCAGCCCUACACUCAGCCCACAGCAGUAUGGACACCAGGUCCAUGUGAAGGAGGAGCCCACUGAGGUUGAGGAGGACAGACGCUCUGUGUCGCUCAUGGCAACUAUCACUCAUGGCAACAUGGCAUUGCCUAGCGAUCGGGAUGACCGAGAUUUGGAGGAUGAGCUUCCAACCGACGAGCUGGAGUAGGAUUGGAAGAGCUGAACCAGUGGGCGGGACUUUGAGGUUUAAUCCCGCCCCUCCAUUGGAGGGAAGAGAAAUUAUGACACAUAAAAAAGAAGAUAUAGAGAGUUUUAAAAAUGUAUGAUUUCUUUUAAAGCAAGAAACCAACAACAAUGAGAAACUUCAAACAGGGUUAGACCUCCGUUAUGUACCGAUGCAAAAAUAACACUCUGGAGCAUUGCUUUAUCCCCACACGUUUUCACCCACCUCACCACCCCCCUCCUCCCCCACCCUAUGAGCAGCGUAUUGCCAGAGAGACAGCUCUUAGUGGUGAUAUGGAGGUUCCCCCUUCUCCUCUGUCCUCCUCUCCCUGCUGAUUGGGACAGAUGGUCUGCCCGCCCUACAGUCCUUUAGUGCUGGUAGUUUGAUGUUCACACCACUUAAAUAUACAUACAGCUGUGUGUGAGGGAGAGUGUAGACACACACACACCAGAUCAUGUAUAUAUAUUUUGGAACAGUCACCAGGAUGUGUAUACUUCUCCUCCAAUCCUGUCAGUCGCUUUUUACUUUCUUCUGUUAACUGAGAGAGAAGGAAAGACAGUUGUAGUUUUCUCAAAGAUUACCCACAUCUGCUCACACAUCAGAAACCAAGCCAGUCAGUGAUCCAUAGGUGAGACUGAGACUGGAUGGCAGGACUCUGCACUAAGCCCACUCUCUACCCAUUCUCCGUCCAAGCCAGACAAGACUCUCUCUCCUCCUUAAGCCAAACACAGAAAGAAGAAAUCCCCCAUCCCCA
Molecule: messenger RNA, 3541 nt
Organism: Oncorhynchus tshawytscha (Chinook salmon)
Lineage: Eukaryota; Metazoa; Chordata; Actinopteri; Salmoniformes; Salmonidae
Product: forkhead box protein P4
Biological process (GO): regulation of transcription by RNA polymerase II
Cellular component (GO): nucleus
Molecular function (GO): RNA polymerase II cis-regulatory region sequence-specific DNA binding; DNA-binding transcription repressor activity, RNA polymerase II-specific
Source: RefSeq, a predicted model, not a curated record